This is a messenger RNA of Anopheles marshallii, 741 nucleotides long. RefSeq lists its product as uncharacterized. The transcript is spliced from 2 exons. Lineage: Eukaryota; Metazoa; Arthropoda; Insecta; Diptera; Culicidae. The record is from RefSeq and is a predicted model, not a curated record. The coding region runs from base 1 to 741 and encodes 246 amino acids.
AUGGGUUGUGCAAGUAGUUCUCCGUUAAUCAACGGUGGUGGUCCCGGCGGUGUCAUCGAGACAGCCAAAGAAGCGGCCAGCAAAACCGCAAACGAUGUGCUCCAUGCCGGUGAAGCGGCGAUCAAUGAUGUCGGUGAACACGUGAAGGAAGCGGUGCAUAACGUUACGCAUGAACUCGAGAACGUGCUCGGUGGCAAAAAGGACAAAUCCGAUCACGUCAACGAAGACGACCAGCCCGCAGCUAACGGGCACGAUGAUCCGGACAAUCCAGACUAUCAGAUCAUUCGCCUGAAGGGCUCCAAGCAGAACAGUGUGGAGGAGACGGAGAUGAUGGAAAACAUGAAAAAUGAUCUGCUCACCAAGGCGCAAAGCUUCGGCGACGACACGGACCGGAUGGCGGACGAUCUGAUGAAGGAAACCGAGGAUCUGUUGCGGGACGCCGAGACCGGCAUCGCUCACCACGAGAUGACAACACGGAUCACCUCCUCCGAGGACGGUACGAUCGAGAUCCUUAACCUGGAAGGUAACGCGCCCAACUCUCCGAACCAUUCGAUUGACAGUUUAAAAACUACUUCACCAGAGCCCGAGAUCGAACGGAUACUGGCCGGCGCUGGGGCAGACGAUGGUGCCACACCCGACUCUCCCAAGGCAACGCUCAACACACUGUCUGUUCCCGCCAUCAAGGACAACGCGAUGCCGAUGGACACAAUGCCACAAACUACGGACAAGCCGGACGUGUGA